UCCAAGGCUCCAAGCAUUCCACGUAAACCACCUGUGCGGCUGUGCCACGACGAACACCCAAACCCUAAACCCCUAGCCGCCAACGCCAUGGGCUCGCCUUCAGUCCCAAAUCCACCCGUCUGCUACGCCCUGUUGCGUGCACCAUGGAUCCCCGUUGCGGUGGCUAGCCGCCCCGCUCCUCCUCCUCGUCGUGGCCUCGUGUGCCUCCUCCUUGCCACGGCCUCCCCUGUCGCCCUCGUGUAACUAGACGCCCUUCUGCAAGCGCGAUCGGACUUGCGUCCCACCCUCGUCGGAAGAGCUUCUUGGUGAAGCCGACGUCACUGCACAUGGAGCAGACCGUGGUUGUGGCGACGGCGGUGUCGGCCAUGAUGGACAGAUAUGUGGCCCGGGGAAGCAAAAGACGCCGAGAGGGCGAGACAGGAUUGGUGAGGUUGACUGAAUCAUGCAUGAAACAUAGAGAGACAUGUAGAAUUUGUGGAUCAGUUCUUCCGUUUUUCUUGUGAUAGGAAUCACAAACUGUUCUCUAUUUGCCAGGUGAGAUAUGAGCUUGAACAAUUAUUAGAUGAUAACGACGACAUGGCUGAUCUUUAUUUGUCUAGAAAGUUGGCUGGGAACUGUUCUCUAUUUGCCAGGUGAGAGAUGUGCUUCCGUAAUUAUUAGAUGAUGACGACGACAUGGCUGAUCUUUAUUUGUCUAGAAAGUUGGCUGGAGCAUCUUCCCCUGUUAGUGGUUCCGGUGGACCAAAUUGGUUCUCUGCAUCCCAACUACUGGUUCAAAAAUAUCAAGACCAAAUUGGUUCCCUGAAUGUGCUUAUUAUGCUUUGCUUCUAUCUAUUUGAGUAGGAUACUUCUGAAUGUGCUGCUAAGCCUUUAAGAAUGAAAGCUUCGAUUUGAUUUCAUUAUGCAUUGUUGUCUACAGAGAUACUUAUUUUUGUUUAAGGGCACUUUCAACAGACUGAGCAAAAUAUUUUCUUAGCCCUUGUUAUUUGACUGUCGAAUAUCCCUUUUACAGACUGGUGGUCAACAUGUUGUUUGGGGCGUAUGGUUGCUGGUGGUAAGUCACAGCACCACACGCAUUGUACCAUUGCUGCUUGCAAUGGCUUUAAUAUUUUCUAGACAAAUAUUUAAUCGUUUGCAAGACACCGUUUGGACAGCCAGAGCUUGAUCACAUUUUUCAAUUCAACAAAUUGUUAGUUUCUGUUUUGUGUUUCAAGAAAUGGGGCUACUUGAGAUUAAACAUGGAGCCAUAUCGCAUGAUGUUACUCACGCCACCAUUCUUCUGCCUUUAUAGUUUUCUGCUCGUACCUUUCCUGUUGUUGUCAUAAUUUAUUUGCUCUGUCCUUUUCCUAUUACAAUCCCAAAGUUUUUGUGUUCUCUUGUUAUUUUAACAUAGUUGACCAAACUUCAAAAGUUUAAACUGAUGAGAAGACACUCUUUCGCUGAUAAAACUUUAAUACGUUUAGAUCUAGUACUAUUACAAACAAAAAAGACACAUUUUUUGAUUGGACAAAAAGACACAUUUAAAAGAAAACCAUCGUAAACAAAACCGAAAACAGACUAUGUAAAAGAAUCUCUCUUUUUUUUUAAAAGAGAGAGAGAGAGAGAGCCCGACACAUGGCCUAUAUUGGUUAUUGGAACAAUUGGAUCUAUACCAUUAAAAGAUCCAAACUUUAGAUAUAUACCAUGGACCCCACAUGUCAUUGACUCAGCUGGACCCACAUGUAAGUGAGAUAGUAAUGGUAUGAAUCCAAAGUGGUGAUCUUUUAAUGGUAUGGAUCCAAAUUUCCCUUGGUUAUUUGGGCAUCUCCACCCUUUCCGGGCCUGAUCUAGUACUAGUUCCGUAGAGGUUAGCCCAUGAAAAAGAGAGGCCCAAUUAACAACAACCCGGGCAACUCCUCCCGUCCGGCCAUUCCAUUCCCCAUAUUCCGCCGCAUCACAAUCUCACGUGUCCGUCGCCGGCGAUGGACCGGCAGCCGCCCACCGCCUCGCUCUCGGCGCACGAGUGGGAGCAGCUCCUCGACGAUUUCGCUUCCUCUUCGAACCCCUCUCGCCGCGACCGAUGGCUCCACCUCCCGCUCCUGGACCUCGCCGUCUCCUCGCUGCUCCGCCGCGACCUCCCCUCCCAUCUCAAGCCUCACCUCCUCUCCUUAGUAGACGACCACCUGCUCCCGCCCUCCUCGACCAGCCUCCCCGCCCUCCUUGCCUCCUUCCUCUCCUUCCCACCGGACCAUCCGCUCCGCGACCACCUUCUCGUCACCGUCGUCUCCGCCUUCGCCUCCGCCCUCGCCGCGCCCGUCUCCAGGGACCACGAGGCCCCGCACCUCGCCGCCCUCGUUGACGCGCUCCUCGUCACCGCCAACCGCCCCAACCACGCGCCCGACCGCGCCGCGCGCGCGCUCGCCUGCGACGCCCUGCGCGCCAUCGAAGCUGCGCUACCGGGUCUUCUUGCCGAGGUCCUCGGCCACCUCUACGCGCUCGCCGCCGCGGAGCGCUCGCCGGCCGCGCAGUCCUACCUCCUCCUGCUCGCCUCCGCCGCGCGCCACGCCGUGCGCCUCGGGAGGCUCGCCUCUAGCGCCUCCAUCCUGUCGGUAGCAGGCCCGCCCACCCCCUUCGCUGUACCCGCUCACCUGCUCUUGCCUCCCGCCGCCCCUGGCGCGUCCAUGGCGCCACCCUCGGAGGUGAACAUCAGGGACAUAAGGAAGGUGCUCGCUCUGCUUAUGGACCGGCCGCAGGUGCUCACGCCCGCAGCGGCCAUGGAGAUGAUGUCCAUCCUUGCCGAGGUCGCGUCGGCUGUGCUCCAGUGGGCGCCGGCGAUUGCAGCGCACAUUAAAGUGCAGUUCGGGGGGAUGGUGCAUUCGUCCAACGCCAUGCUGCUACACUCGCUGCUCACGCUCUUCCUCCAGUUCCCGGAUGCCUUUGGAGCUGAGGACGAGCGCACAAUGGCGCACCGCCUGGCUUUGGCUGCCUGUGAGGUGCACCGUCCACUCGCAGUGCGAUUGCUGGCUUUGCAUUGGCUACUCGGCUCUGGCAGGUUCAGAAAUCUGGUGCCUGGUCUCGCCCGAUGGUUUUACCCUGCCUUGUUCGAUCCCCUUGCGCUCAAGGCCAAGAAGCUGGAUUGUCUAGCUUAUGUUGCUGCUGGUGUUGAUGGGGAGAAGGUUGCAGCAGCAGGCAGAGCGAGCAAGCGAUUGACUGGGCUACUUGACGAUGGUUUGGUUUCCGUCUCCGCCUUCAGGUGGCUCCCAGCAUGGAGUACUGAGACAGGUGUGGCGUUCCGAGCGUUGCACAGUGUCUUGGUUGGUGCUUCUCCUCACAGAACUGACGGCACACGUUGCUCCGGGGCUGGUGAGCUCCUGAAUUCUACUAUGUUCCACCAUUUACAGGCUAUCUUGGUUGAUAUGGCAUCAGAGCAUCAGGGUUUAGUCCCAGUGAUUGCUGAUUUCACGAACCGUCUACUAGCAUGCAACUCACAUCGGUGGGCUGGGGAGCGAUUGCUCCGGACACUUGAUGAGAGUCUGCUUCCAAGGCUUCAGCCAGGCUAUCAGCUUGCUUCAUAUUACCCUAUUUUCGUGAAGAUUGCACAGAAUGAGACGGUACCUCAGCUCCGCCUAAUAGAAUUGCUCACCGAGCAGAUGGUUUCUCUCACCAAGAAGCAUGGACCGGACACAGAGCUGAAGUCAUGGUCUCAGGGAAGCAAAGUUGUGGGCAUUUGUCGUGUCAUGUUGAAGCAUCAUCACAGCUCUCAUAUCUUUCUUCCCCUUUCACACCUUCUUGUGCUCACUAUCGAGUCCUUCCCCGAUCUGGAGGUUCGGGACCAUGCCAGGAUUUGCUUGCGGAUGUUAUCUUGUGUUCCUGGGAAGAAACUGAGGCAUAUCAUGGGAGUUGGAGAACAACCGUCAGGUGUCACACCUUCUCAUCCUGAUUCUUUGUUUGACAUCCCAUCACCGUGUCCUGCUCUAGAUCUUAAGAGCAUGCCUGAUCUGGCGUCUUACAUUCAUCUUGAAAGGGUUGGGCCUUUAGUUGUGAAGCAAUCAUGGGCCCUCACAUUGCCUAAUUUCAGUGUCCAGAGCAGACCAUCUGGUUCCAUUCUAAGUAUACAGGACGUCAGCUCUGUUCCCUCAGAGCAAGAAAAUCCAACUGGACCUACAAUUGAGAGAAUUGGUUAUAGACAAGAAACCCUACGUGUGAUGGAUGCUAAAGGCGCUGAAACAUUGCAAAUUCUCAGAAGGUAUUUCGCGUGCAUUCCAGACUAUCUACACUCAUCUGGUUUCAAGAUACAGAUACAGUGCACUUUUAGAUUCGACACAGAGCCAUUUAACAAUGCGUGGGGGUUAGAUUUGCCAGUUUCAGAUUCUGAUGGGGCUGAUGAGUUGCCUGCCCUUUAUGCAGUGACAAUUACAUUUUCAUCAAGUGCACAGUUUGGGAAAAUUCCAUCAUGUCAUAUUCCUUUCAUUCUAGGGGAACCUCCAGGUUCUGGUAUGGACAUCGUUCCCGUAGAUAAUCAGAACAGGGAAGAAUCCGGUUACUGUGCUUCAGUGAUGAUAGAACUGGAACCUCGAGAGCCUUCACCUGGUCUUAUUGAUGUUUCAGUUGAAGCAAACACAGAGAACUGCCAUGUAUUAUCAGGGCCGCUUAAACCCAUUACAGUUGGCUUUGAGGACAUGUUUUUAAAGGCCAGCGUACCACCUGAUACUCCAAGAGAGGGUGUGGCUAUGUACUACCAGGAUCUGUUUCAAGCUUUGUGGCAGGCCUGUGAUAGCUCUACUAACACUGGUCGAGAAACUUUCCCUUUGAGUGGAGGGAAAGGGUCAGCUGCCAUUAACGGAACUCGGUCUGUUAAACUUUUGGAGGUAACUCCAAAGGUUUUGAUUGGAUCUGUUGAAAGAUAUCUGGCUUCCUUUGUUGUCAGUGUUUCUGGAGUUUCACUUGUAACCAUCCUGAGAGGAAACGGAAUCAUUAAGAACGUCAUGUGGGAAGAAAAUGUUGCAGAUGCCAGUGUAGGUGCUGACGCACUUGUUCCGUACUCACCGGACAGAAAUCUCCAGCUUCAGAUCAUAGAAGACGAUGAGAUUGGGGGUGGUGCUGAGAGGUAUGGCCAUGGAAGCAAGAGAGAGAUGGGUAUCAUGCGUGUUAUGAUAUUCCUACCACCCAGGUAUCACCUCCUGUUUCUGAUGGAGGUAGGCAGUGCCUCAACAUUGGUCAGGAUAAGGACCGAUCAUUGGCCAUGCCUUGCAUAUGUCGACGAAUACUUGGAAGCAUUGAUUUCUUAGAGACUUUCUGUGGUCAAUGGUGUGCAGUUUUUGUACCAAUGCUGUUCAGUUUUGUACCUUAUGUAACACUAGAGAGUGAACAUUGGGGGUUUACGCUUUUUGAGGCCUCUUUUCUCUCUACCAUUCAGAGUUGGGAGCCUGUAACUUCCGGUAGAGAGCAGUUUUGUUCACUGGUAUUAUCAAAAAUACACAAUUAUAUAUGCAGAAACUAAAUCCCCAUCGCA
Zea mays is the source of this 5490-nucleotide messenger RNA. RefSeq lists its product as uncharacterized. The coding region runs from base 1961 to 5266 and encodes 1101 amino acids. The record is from RefSeq and is a predicted model, not a curated record. Gene Ontology annotation, biological process: endosomal transport. The transcript has 3 exons. Gene Ontology annotation, cellular component: AP-type membrane coat adaptor complex. NCBI's taxonomy places the organism in Eukaryota, Viridiplantae, Streptophyta, Magnoliopsida, Poales, Poaceae.